CGCCGCCUCAGGACAACAGAGGGCGCUGUCCGCAAAGAGGCCGCCGCCGCCGCGGCCGCACCAGUGCACGCCGGGGCAUGGGGAACCCGCCGCGGCCCGGUUGGUUUGGGUUUGGGUUCCGCGGUUUCGGGCAGGCUCUGGGCUCGGAGCUGGGGCAGCGGAGCAGUUUAUACGGGCCCGAGCCGCUGGUGCUGGAGGACAACGGAGAGAGAGACCCGGAAAAGGCCCAGGCUGCGGUCAUCGAAGUCCUCCAAGUGCGGCCGAGCUGGAGCUUCAGCGGCUUCUUGACACGAGACGGGUGCCUGCUGCUGUCGGGCUCUGUGAGUGGCCAGCUCCCAGGAUGCAGGGACUUGCUGGCCUCAGAGCAGCAUCUGCUUGUGCUGCGUGUGGAGGCCGAGGGGACGCCAGCGGAGGUGCAGGCCUGGGCUGCAGCCCCUGAGCUUGGAGGGGAGCCCCUGUGGAGCCAGCAGCUCCUGCAGCAGGGAAGCCAGGAGAAGGAGCCUGGGUCUGGGAACCAGACCGGAGACCCUGUGGCCCCUGCUUUGCUCCCCUUAGUUCCGGAGCCCGGCUGGUACGUGAGCCCUCGGCAGCCUUUCUCUCGACCCCUGGCUCCGGAGCUGAAGGCCCAGCAGCUGGUGCUGGGGGCAGAGCAUGCCCUACUGCUGGCUGGAAUGGGGCAGGUGUACACGUGGGGCACAGGCAGACACGGGCAGCUGGGCCACGGGGCCCUGGAAGCCGAGCUGGAGCCCCGGCAGGUGGAGGCACUUCAGGGCCUGGCCAUGGCCCAGGUAGCAGCCGGAGGGUGGCAUUCUCUCUGCGUGAGUGAGGCUGGUGAUCUCUAUGUGUGGGGCUGGAAUGAAUCCGGGCAACUGGCCCUGCCUUCCAGAGCCAUUGCAGAAAGAGAGAAGACGGCGGCGGGUGCUUCUGGGCCAUACGCGCGCAGUCCUGACGCACAGGUCCCGGUCGUGGAUGGGGAUGGAGACCCCGCUCAGUUCAUAGCCCUCCAGCCUUUCCCAGCAUUACUGGAUCUUCCUGGGGGCUCAGAGGUCAGCAAGGCCAGCUGUGGAUCCCGACACACCGCUGUGGUGACCCCACACCCUCAGCUUCUCCAGAGAGGUUCAUUGUUCAAUUCAUUCUGGCUGAUUGUGACUUGCCCUGGCCGGGCAGGGCGCAGUGACCAUCUCACUUCUGUUGUUUCAAUUGUAGGAGAUGGGGAACUCUACACUUGGGGCUGGGGCAAAUAUGGACAACUUGGUCACAAGAAUACAGCUAGUUUAGAUUGCCCCCAGCGGGUGGACUAUUUCACAGACAAUCUGCUCCGUGUGGAAGCUGUGAUCUGUGGCCCAUGGAACACUUAUGUGUAUGCUGUGGAAGAAAAGACCAAACUUUCUAGCCAGCUGGACAAAACCUCACUGUAGCUGCAGAUUCUGAAUCAGUUGUGCCUGUCUUUUUAUAGAUGCAGGAAACAUUGUGGGGGGAAGGGUUUCUAUCUGUAUCGGUAUGCACAUAACUUUAAAAUUUGCUUUGCUAAAACUCAAAAACAAACUUUCAAGUCAAAUAAAGUGUCUUCUAGUACCUCCUA
This is a messenger RNA of Monodelphis domestica (gray short-tailed opossum), 1582 nucleotides long. RefSeq names its product RCC1 domain containing 1 (gene RCCD1). Lineage: Eukaryota; Metazoa; Chordata; Mammalia; Didelphimorphia; Didelphidae. The record is from RefSeq and is a predicted model, not a curated record.